GAAGGAGGAAAAUCAGUAAAAUAGCGUCAGUAGAAGCUACACGUGGGACGAGUAGAGCGAAAUCGAAUCCAGCUGCCUAUUGAAACUCCAUUGACAUAUUCUCCUUCUAUCAAUUUCCCCCUUUAUUUUUCCCUUUUUUUAAAAAAGGAAGAAGAAUAAAAACCAUCCAUAUAUCAUAUCCAUCUUUCUUGAGAAACAAGUGAGAGAAAGAAAGAGAUGAGAAAAUCCUUAGGUGGAAGUUACAGUGGCGGAAAUGGCGGACAAAUGUUAAGAAGUGCAGGAAAAGUUAAUAGAAGAACUAAACUUAAUCAUUUUCAAGAAUCUCUUCCUUCAUCCAAUAAUAAUUCUUCUUCUUCACCCACUAAAAUAUGUUCUUCGUCAACAAAAGAUAACACCACAUCCAAACACGCCCUAUCUCUCUCCUCCCCAGUUCCAUCACCAUGCACUAGUAAUAGUAAUAAUAAUAGUAUUAAUGGUCUUUCUCUUCCUAAUUACUUUAUUACUAAUAAUGAGGAAGAAUAUAAUUAUAAUGAAGUUGCGAAUGAGAAUAAUGAAUGGGAGUGUUUGGAGAAUUAUUAUGAUCCUAUAUUUGGGGUUCUUCCUUCUACCCGUGAAGUUCAACAUGCCCUCUUAUCUCUUCAACAAGUCCUUCCUCCACACUCAUCCCCUCAAUUCACCAGCAAAGAGAUACUUUCCGACGUUGAGGAUGACAUGGAUGAUCAAACAACUAGAGCCACAUAUACAGUGCAAAGCACAUCCUCAAAGGGUUCCGAGUAUGAUUGGAUAGAGCCAUCGAUGCAUCCGUAUGAUGCGAAAUUAGUGACACAAUCUCCUGGAUGGGAGAGGGUCUAUGAUGCUUUUCAUCUCUUGCAGACUGAGCCCACUGUUCAGAUGAUGAGACAUGCAGUGUAUUUGGCCUUUGUAUAUUUGAAGCAAAAAUGGAAAAUGGUGGUAUCAUUGUCAUCUGAUAAAGCUGUGUGGGAUGCUGUCUUGAACAACGAUGCUGUACGGGAGAUUAGGGAUUCUUACCGCAAUGCUGCUGAAUGUUUGCCGUCAAGCCCUGUUGAAAAACCUGACCCAUCUACAAAUUUAAGUAUACUCAAAUGGAUGUUUGUGAAUAUGAAGGUGAAGUUUUCGGAAGUCUUGGGAAAUAUCUCACAGUUUGUGGGUGAUAUACUCAAACCCCUUGAUGGUGAUAAAGAAGAAGAAUCAUAUGCUUUCUCAGAUAAGCUCAAGUCAACAUUCUUGCUUACCGUUGUCGUUUUAUUGAUCGUGGUUGUUGCUCGUGGACACAAGGCUUGAGUAAUCACUCGUAAUUUGCCGACAGUACUAAAUUUGCUUUAAUUGUCUUCUACUCUUCUUAUCUUAAGCUUCAACUUCAUGGAUAAGACCAAGUGUAUUUGGUCCUGGGUUUUGAAUGUGUUCAGCAUGAAACCUUACAUACAAAUGUUAGUUUUCACAUCUCA
This is a messenger RNA of Beta vulgaris subsp. vulgaris (sugar beet), 1466 nucleotides long. RefSeq lists its product as hypothetical. The record is from RefSeq and is a predicted model, not a curated record. The transcript has 5 exons. The coding region runs from base 217 to 1302 and encodes 361 amino acids. Lineage: Eukaryota; Viridiplantae; Streptophyta; Magnoliopsida; Caryophyllales; Amaranthaceae.